AUGGCAGAAUUGCAAAUAGAGCAUUACAACAUAGAGCGCCUGUUGACAGAAUUAGAGUAUAAAUUUGAUAGUAAAAAAGAUUGAAUGGUGAGCCAUUAGACAAGGUAGCAGAAAUUUGGAAUGCAUUUAUAAAGUGGAGUAAAAUGAAUUUUGAUGUUGAGAGGACAAUAAAUAUUCCACAUUUAGGUAAGAAAAGUUGAAUUAAUAUAUUAGGAAACUUUGCAUUUAGGUUACCACAUGUAUAAGGGGAAGAGAUAGCUUUAGAUAAAGAGAAAAGUGUUCUAUUCUAUCCAAAUGAAAAUUUUUUGAAUAGUGCAAAUCUACGAUAUAGAGUAUAUAUUAAAAUUUGAAUAUGAAUAGGGAGAGAUAGAAACACCUACACCAACAAUUAAAAUUAGUUAUCAUUAGAUUGCUAAAUUAUGUGGAGGAAUAGAGACUCAAGUGUAAUAACAAACUUAAAAAGUAAAUGAUAAAUCAAUUGUAUCAACUAAAUAAAUGGGAGUAGAUAGAUCUUUGAUUUAAGCAAUUGUAGAAGGAGUAUUCUAAUCUUUAAUUUAAAAAAUAAAAACAAAAACAUAAGUUGAGGUUGAUUUAGGAUAUUUUGGAAAGUUUUUAAGAUUUGAUUCUACAUUUACAUUUGAACCUCUUUUGAAAUCUAAAGUUCAAUCAUAAAUCAAAUAGGGAUCAUAAACAAAAAAGACUGUUAGAAAUUUGAUUGAAUAAUCAAAGAAUGCUAUAGCAUUGUAAACUAGAGGAUAAAUAACAAAUUUUUAAAUGAUUAAGAAUUAAAUCUAAUAAUAAUAAUAAGAAAGUAAAUAAUUAAUUAUAAUUGAUAGUAAUGUAAUAAUCAAUAGAGUAGAGUUAGUUGAUGUAAUCAAAAAAGGCAGCUUUUGAGAUAUUUAGUGAAAACUCUUAAUAGAAAAUGAUGUAAACUCCAACAAGAAGAAUAGGAAAAUUAGAACAGUAUUAGAUAUAUAAAUUUUGAUUAGUAUUCCAAUAAUGCCUGAGAUGUUGGGAGCAGGUACUGAUCCAUUAGCUAAAAAUCAAGACUUUUCUAAAUUAGUAGAGAAUCCUGCAGCUUUAAUGACUUAAUAAUUUAUAAAACCAUAGAAUGCAAAGAUACGUUUUCCACCAAUAUUAGAUAAAUUUGCUAGAACUUUGGCAGCUCCAAUUUCAGGAAUGAAAUAUAAUAGUAGUGUUGUUGGAAGAAUAGCAUCUAAUUACAAUCCUGGAGCAAAGAGAUUCUAUUUUGAUAGUGAAUCAAAAGGGGUAAGAAUAUUGAAAGCUUUUGAAUCAAAAGUGAAUUUCACAGCAAAUCCAGAGUUAUUAUAGAAGCCUGCAUCUUUAGAGGAAGAAUUAUUAUAUGUAACAGGGAAAUUAAGAACAAAAGAAUUGAAGGAAAAGUUAGAGGCUAAGAAUAAUUGUUAUGCAAGAUAUUAAGCUUAUAUUAAUAAUGAAAUACCAUAAGAAUUUAUCGCAGAGAUUAAAUAAUAAUGGGUAUAAGACAUUAUAGAAUUAUUACCAAGAGAUUUAAAGAAAUUAGGAGAUUAACUAAGUUAAAAGUAUGUUGAAGAAAUGAUGAAUGAAAUAACACAUGAUUACAAUUAAAGUAUGAAGAAAGCAAUUUUGGAUUAUGUUCUUAAAGAUGAAGAAGAGAGAUUGAGAAUAGGAAUAGUAGAAAUUAUUGAUGAAAUUCCAGAAUAUGGAUCUGCUGUUUAUAAAGGUAUAGAACCUAGUGAAGAAUGGAAAAAGAAAGUUAAUGAAGCACGAGAUGCUAUGGUGUAGAAUUUAGUAAUUAAUAGUAAUACUACUCUGUAAUUAUUAAAGAGUUGGUAUGCUAAAUAUUCUAAAAUGAAUUUCCUAGUUUUAUCAUCUGCUAAAGAUUAACCUAUGAAUAUUAAUUAUUUUACUAAAGUUUAAUAGGAUCGUAUUUAAGAAGUUAAAAAUCAUUUAUAGAAUGAAUGGCAUAAAGAGGUAGCUGAUCUCUAUUAAAAAGAAUUACAUGUUGCAAAUAGAAAUAAAAGACAUGCCAUGUUAUUCUUUGAAAGUACUGCUACUUUAAUGAGUAAUUUAUUAAGAACUUAAAUUAAUGAAAGUUUAAUUUCAUAUAGAAAUUUCUUUAAAAGAUUUGAUAAGAAGAUUUUAAGAACACCUUAAUAAGUAAUUGCUGAAGAAGAUGAUUUUGAUAAACCUAUUGAAGAUGUUUUUCUUACUGUUAAACUUAAACAUGAUGGAAAUAAAAUAGAAUUUGCUGACCAUCUUUAAAUGAGUAUCAAAAAUGGUAUUUUAAAGUUAAUUGAUGAUAUUUAUAAAUGUUCAGAGAAUUUUUAAAGACCCGAAAAUACUAUUUCUAGAAGUGAAAAAACAUCACUUUGGAAGAUUCCAGAAGAUGAUGAUACUUUUGUUUCUACAUACAAAAAAAUCAAUGAAAUUCUAGAUAUCAAUUUAAAAAAUGUUGAAAGUACUUUGGAAAUUUAUGAGAAAUAUUCUUAUCUCUUAAAAGAAACAGAAAAAGCAACUUAAUGGACUAGUGUUUUAAGAACAAGAAAUGAAUUUAUUUAAGCAUUCAAUAAUUAUUCAUAAUUAUAUGAAUAAGUCAAUGAAGCUAUUCCAUUCUUUGUACGUGUUAAUAUGAUUUUGGUUGAUGGAUGUGAAGUAAAAAGAAAGUAUUUGGAUAUAAUCUAAGAGAUUAUAUAAUUAUUAGAAAGAAAUAUUCAUGAUUACAUUAUGACAACUAAUUAAAGAAUCAGUAAAGAAAUUCAAGCUCUUUAAGAUAAUAUUUAAGGUAGAGCUGAUACUACUGAAAGAUUAGUUGAAUUGGAAGCAGCUUUAGAAAAAAUAAGAAAAACUGAAAAUAAAAAGGUUUAAAAUGAUUUCACUGAUUUGUAAAAAUGGUUGUAUUAAUUGUAUACAACAAAUUAUUAAAUUAAUGAGGAUGAUCUAAUCUAAAUUUCUAAUACUUCUAGAUUAGUACAUUCUCUGAUGCUUAAGGUUGAUUAGGAAGAAAUUCGUAUUUAGAAGGAUAGAGAUUAAUUAGAAUAAUUUAUUAGAGAAAGAAGAGAAAAGUUUUAAUCUAAUCUUGAUGAUAUUACUUAAAGCAUCAAUAGAUUGAAAACAUCAUAUACUUCUGCUUAUUAAGUAAAAGAAGCUAAUGAUAUUGUUGAUAAUCAUGUUAAGAGAUUAUAAGAAUAUGUAGCUGAAAUGUAGGAUAUUUAAAUGAGAGAAGAAUAAUUGGGUUGGUAACCUACUGAGUUUGUUAAGUUAUAAGAUGCUUAAAGUAGUAUAAAACCUUAUGAAGAAUUAUGGCAUUAAUUAAGAGAUUGGGAAUAAAACUCAACUAAUUGGACAAAAGCUAAGUUUAUAUUUAGAUUAGAUGCAGAAAAUAUUGAAAAAGAUGUUAAAACAAUGUUAACUUAAGCUAAAAAAUUGUAAUAUUAAUUCCCAAAAAAUGUUACACCAUCAGGUACUCUGACUUUAAUAAAAUAUUUAACGGAUAAAAUAACUGAUUUCUAAGUUUAAUUACCAUUGGUUAGAGUAUUCUCUAAUCCAGGUAUGAAAGAAAGACAUUGGGAAGAGAUUUCUUAGAUUAUGGGAUUUCCAGUUAGACCAGACAAAGAAUAAUAAUUAUCUAAAUUAAUCGAAUUAGAUUUGAAAUAACAUUUUACUAAAUUUGAAGAAAUUUCUGAUUCUGCAACUAAAGAAUAUAAUUUGGAAAAGAUUUUAAACAAAAUGUAAGAAGAUUGGGAUAAUGUAAUUACUGAACUUAAACCAUGGAAAGAUACAGGAACAUUUAUUGUUUCAGGAGCAUCAAAUGAUGAAGUAUAAACUUUAUUGGAUGAUUAAAUUGUAAAAACAAUAACAAUGAAAGGUUCACCAUAUGCAAGAAGUUUUGAAAGUAGAAUAGCAGAAUGGGAAGCAUUUCUAUAUUAUACAUAAUCAUUAUUUGAUUAUUGGUUAAAAGUACAAGGUGUUUGGAUGUAUUUGGAACCAGUAUUUACAAGUCCAGAUAUAUUAAAACAUCUUGCAAUGGAAGGUACUAGAUUUAAGGAAGUUGAUGCUAGUUGGAAAUCUAUUAUGAAUAAAGUAAAUUCAAAUCCUAAAGUAAUUGAAUAUACAAAAAAUAGAAAAAUGUUAGAUAUAUUGAAAGAAUGUCAUACAUCAUUAGAAGUAUGCUAAAAAGGAUUGAAUUCUUAUUUGGAAGGUAAAAGAACCAAUUUCCCAAGAUUUUAUUUUCUCUCAAAUGAUGAAUUAUUGGAAAUUCUAUCAGAAACAAAAGAUCCAUAAAGAGUGUAACCACAUUUGAAGAAAUGUUUUGAAGGUAUUUAGAAAUUAAAAAUUGAUGGAGAAAAAAAAAUACAUGGAAUGUAUUCAUCAGAAUAAGAAUAUGUAUAAUUUUAGAAUAUUGUGGAUACAAAUGCAGCAAGAGGAAAUGUUGAUGAAUGGUUAGUAGAAGUAGAAAAAAGAAUGAUUGAAAGUAUUCAUUAUUAAACAGAGAGAGCCUUUAAAGAAUAUAGUGAUGUAAAUAGAAGAAGUUGGGUUAUAAAUAGAUGUGGUAUGGCAGUAUUAAAUAUGGACAUGACAUUUUGGACAAGUGAAACAGAAAGAAAUAUGUUAGAAAAAGGAAAUGAAGGUGUUGGUUAAUAUGCAGCAACAUGUACAUAAUAAUUACAAGAGAUUGUUGCUUUGGUUCGUACUGAGAUUUCAAUUUUAGAUAGAUGCACAUUAGAAGCAAUGAUUGUAUUAGAUGUUCACAAUAGAGAUGUAUUAAAUUAAUUACAUAAAGAAAAAGUAGAAAAAGUAAAUGAAUUCUCUUGGUAAGCUUAAUUACGUUAUUAUUGGAUAGAUAGUAAUACUACUGUUAAAAUUAUUAAUGCAAUAUGUGAAUACAAUUAUGAAUAUUUGGGUAAUUCUGCUAGAUUGGUUAUUACACCAUUAACAGAUAGAUGUUAUAGAACAUUAUGUGGUGCAAUCCAUCUUAAUUAUGGUGGAGCACCAGAAGGACCUGCAGGAACAGGUAAAACUGAAACUGUUAAAGAUUUAGCUAAAGCUUUAGCUAGAUAAUGUGUUGUUUUUAAUUGUUCUGAUGGUUUAGAUUAUAAGGCUAUGGGUAAAUUCUUUAAAGGACUUGCUAGUUCUGGAGCAUGGUCAUGUUUUGAUGAAUUCAAUCGUAUUGAUUUAGAAGUCUUAUCUGUUGUUGCUUAAUAAAUUCUUACCAUUUAAAUGGCUAGAGCAUCUAAUAAAUCUAGUUUUACUUUUGAGGGAUCAGAUAUUAGAUUAAUUUAAACAUGUAAUUGUUUUAUUACCAUGAAUCCUGGUUAUGCUGGAAGAUCAGAAUUACCUGAUAAUUUAAAAGCUCUAUUCAGAUCUGUUGCUAUGAUGGUUCCAAAUUAUGAAAUGAUUGCAGAAAUUUCAUUAUAUUCUUAUGGAUUUAGUUAAGCUAGAGAUUUAGCUAGAAAAAUUGUUACAACCUAUCAAUUAUGUUCAGAAUAAUUAUCAUCUUAAGAUCAUUAUGAUUAUGGUAUGAGAGCUGUUAAAUCUGUAUUAACUGCUGCUGGUAAUUUGAAAAGAAAGUUCUAAAGUGAAGAUGAAUUCAUUUUGAUGCUUAGAGCUAUUAAUGAUGUCAAUCUAGCUAAAUUUUUAUCUUUUGAUUUGCCUUUAUUUUAAGGUAUAACUAAUGAUUUAUUCCCUGGAAUUAAAUUGCCUGAAAUCGAUUAUAAAAAUAUGUAUGAAUGUAUUAAUAUUGAAAUUGAAAAAUUGAAUUUGUAGAAGGUUCCAGAUUUUAUUGUUAAAGUUAUUUAAUUGUAUGAAAUGAUUCUUGUUAGACAUGGUUUAAUGGUUGUUGGAUUACCAUUUGGUGGAAAAACUAGUGCUAUCAAAGUAUUAGCAGGUGCUUUAACUUUAUUAAAUGAAAGAGGAUAAAUGAAUGAAAAGAAAGUAUAAAUUAUCACAUUAAACCCUAAAUCUAUUACAAUGAAAGAACUUUAUGGUAAAUUUGAUGAAGUUUCUCACGAAUGGUAUGAUGGAGUGUUGGCUGUUAAAUUUAGAUAAUUUGCUAAGGCAGAAGAUGAGGAUAGAAAAUGGUUAAUUUUUGAUGGUCCAAUUGAUGCCGUUUGGAUUGAGAAUAUGAAUACAGUUUUAGAUGAUAAUAAAAAAUUAUGUUUGAAUUCUGGAGAGAUUAUAGCAAUGAGUAAAGCAAUGAAUAUGAUAUUUGAACCAAUGGAUUUAUAAGCUGCAUCUCCAGCAACAGUAUCAAGAUGUGGUAUGAUUUAUAUGGAACCAUAGAUUGUGGGUUGGAAGCCACUACAAAGAUCUUGGAUGAAUACUUUACCAAAAGUAUUGUUGAAGGAAGACUUAGAAGAAAUUUAAGAAUUGUAUGAUGCAAUGAUGGAACCAUUAAUGGAAUUCCAUUCUCAUUAAAGAAUGGCAUCAGAGAAAUAUGAAAUAUCUCCAUGCUAAAAUGCAAAUUUAUUAGUAAGUCACACAAAACUGUUUAAAUCUCUUCUUUAGGUGUUUGAUGAUGAAUAAUUAAAGGCACUUGAUUCAAAGAUAAGACAAGGAUUAUUGUAGUAGUAAUUUGUAUUUGCAUUGAUAUGGUCAUUUGGAGCAAGUGUGAGUACAGAUUUCAGAAAACCAUUUGAUUAAUUUAUGAAGAGAUUAUGUGGAGGAGAUAUCCAUACAAAAAAUGAUGCUCCAAAAAAGAAGGUGGCAAUUCCUGAUAGAGGAAGUCUUUUUGAUUAUAUUUUUGAUUUGAAGUAGAAUAAGAGUGACGGGGAAUGGGUUUUAUGGACUUAAUUGAUUGAUAAGAAUGAAUAAAUAUCACCAAAAUUGUAACCACAUGAAAUACUAGUGAAAACAACAGAUACAGUACGUUAUUCAUAUUGGUUAUUGAAGAAUAUAUUUUCUGGUACUGCAACCUUAUUUUGUGGUCCAACAGGUACAGGAAAGAGUGUUUAUAUAAAAAAUGUUUUAGCAGAAUUGCCAAAAGGAUAAUACUCUGCAAUAGAAUUAGGAUUUUCAGCAUAGACAACAUCUACAUAAACAUAAUUCAUUAUUGAUUAGAAAUUGGAGAGAAUUAGAAAAGGAUAUUAUGGGCCAAGAAUAGGUAAUUAUGUAAUAUUUGUGGAUGAUUUGAAUAUGCCAGCAAAAGAGAAGUGGGGAGCUUAACCUCCAAUAGAAAUUUUAAGACAAUUUUUAGAUUAAGGUGGAUGGUAUGAUAAUGGUGAUAAGGAGAAAAUGUUUAAGAGUAUAAUAAAUUGUGUGUUUGUUACAGCUAUGGGACCACCAGGAGGAGGACGUACAUUUGUUACUCCAAGAAUAUUGAGACAUUUGAGUUUGAUAUCAUUAGCUGCUUUUGAUGAUGAGACAUUGAAUCGUAUUUUUGGAUCAAUUUUGAAAUGGUUCUUUACAAAUUAGAAUUUCCCUUAAGAUAUUUUAAAGAUGGAAUCUAAGAUUGUAAAUGGAACAUUAGAAAUUUAUAAAUUAGCUAUGAGAGAAUUAUUACCAACUCCAACUAAGAGUCAUUAUUUAUUUAAUUUAAGAGAUUUUGCAAAAGUGAUUUUGGGGAUAUGUUUAGCAGAUAAAGAUAAGAUAAAUACUACAGAUGUAAUGGCUAGACUUUGGACUCAUGAAGUUUGGAGAGUAUUUGCAGAUAGAUUAAUUAAUGAUGAUGAUCGUUUAUUAAUGUUGAGAUCAGUAAGAGAGAUUAUGAGAAAAUCAUUUGGAUUGAAUUUUGAUACAAUAUUUGAACAUUUAGAUAAACCUGAUGCUGAGGGUAAGAAAGAUAAUAAAAUUGAUUAAUUGGAUGAAAUUAGAGGACUUAUUUUUACUGAUGUAAUGACUCCUAUGGGAGCUCCAAAAAGAUUUUAUGAAGAAGUUGUUGAUUAGGUUAAAUUAGCUACUGCUGUAGAUUAAUAAUUAUAAAAUUAUAAUGAUUUAAGUGAUAAACCAAUGGAUUUAGUAUUGUUUUAAUUUGCUAUUGAGCAUUUAUUAGUCAUUACACGUAUAAUGAAAUAACCAGGUGGUAAUGCAUUACUUGUUGGAGUAGGUGGUUCAGGUAGAUAAUCAUUGGCAAGAUUAGCAUCUUCUAUUGGAGAUUUCAAAGUUGUUUAAAUUGAAAUUUCUAAAUCUUAUGGGAAAACAGAAUGGCAUGAAGAUAUUAAAAAAUUGUUAAAAUAAUCAGGAGGUAAGAAUGAGGCUUCUACAUUUUUGUUUACUGAUAAUUAAAUAAAAUUAGAAUCUUUUGUUGAAGAUGUUAAUAAUUUAUUAAAUACUUCUGAAGUUCCAAACAUUUUCCCAACUGAAGAGAAAACUGAAGUAACUGAAAUGGUUAGACCUGCAUAUUAAUCAAUUAAUAAAGAAGGAGAAGCUACUUUGAAUUAAUUGUAUGCCUUUUUCUUAGAAAGAGUAAAAAAAAAUCUACAUAUUGUUUUAUGUAUGUCUCCUAUUGGUGAUGCUUUUAGAACAAGAGUAAGAAUGUUUCCAUCAUUGGUUAAUUGUUGUACUAUUGAUUGGUUUAAUGAAUGGCCAUAGGAUGCAUUAGUUAGUGUAGCUACUAGAUUCCUUAAACCAGUUGAAAUGGAUGAUAGAAUAAAGUAAGAAUGUAUUGAUAUGGUAUAAUUCUUCCAUCAAAGUACUAUUCAUUGGGCUAAAAAAUUUUAUGAUGAUUUAAAACGUAAAUAUUAUGUUACUCCAACAAGUUACUUGGAAUUGAUAGUAACAUUCAAAGCAUUAUUGGGUGAAAAGAGAAAUGAAGUCACAGCUUAAAUAAAUAAAUAUAGAAAUGGUUUAAGUAAAAUUACAACAACUGAAAAUAAUGUAGAAGGGAUGAAAACUAAUUUGAUUUAAUUGUAGCCUCAAUUAAAAGAUGCUGCUGAAAAAACAAAAAUAAAAAUGGAUGAAGUACAAAAAGAAAAAGUUCAAGCUGAUAGUCUUAAAGCAGGUAUUCAAUCAGAGGAAGCUGUAGUGCAAGAAGCUGUAGAUAAGGCUAAUGCAAUUAAAGAAGAAUGUGAAGCUGAAUUAUCUGAAGCAAUGCCUGCUCUUAAAGCUGCUUAAGAUGCUCUUAAUGUUUUAGAUAAAAAGUAGAUUGAAUUUUUAAAAUAAAUGAAAGCUCCUUCAAAUACAAUCAGAAAUAUCUUAAGAGCAUUGUGUCUCUUGUUGUAUCCAAAUCCAACCGAAAAGACUAAGGAUAAAGAUGGUAUUAGAUUGGUUACAGAUUGGUGGUCUGCUUCAUUAAAAGUACUUGGAAGAUCUACACUUCUAGAAGAUAUGGUUAGUUUUAAUACAGAUACUGUUGAAGAAAAAGUUAUAGUAAAUUUGGGUAAGUAUUUGUAAGAUCCUGAAUAUAAGGAUUCAUUGGAAUUAUCUGCAGCUGAAAAUGCAUCACCUGCAUGUAAAGUUAUUAUGAUGUGGAUAAAUGGUAUUUACAAUUUUUAUUUUGUUAAUAAGAAGGUUAAACCUAAGAAGAUUGCUUUAGCUGAAUCAUAAGCAUAAGUGGAUGGUUUGAAUGCUAAAUUAGCUGUUAAAUAAAAAGAAUUAAAUGAUGCUAAUGACAAAGUUAGUAAAUUAAAUAGAGAAUUACAAUAAACAAUAGAUAAUAAGAAUAGAUUGGAAAAUGAAUAUGAAGAAUGUUCAAAAUAAUUAGAAAGAGCUAAAAAACUCAUUGAAUCUUUAGGUGGAGAAAAAGGGAGAUGGGGAGCCUUCGCUGAAUAACUAGAAGCUAAUUAUGUUACUUUGACAGGAGAUGUAUUAACAUCGGCAGGAAUGAUUGCAUAUUCAGGAGCUUUUACUUAAGCAUUUAGAAUUGAAAUUGUUAAAGAAUGGGUAGCAAAAUGUGUUGAAAAAAGCAUUCCUUCUUCUUAAAUCUUUUCAUUACUUACUGUUUUAGGAGAACCAGUUAAAAUUAGAGCUUGGAAUAUUGAUGGUUUGCCUUCUGAUUAAUUCUCCAUUGAAAACAGUAUUAUACUAUUUAAGGCAAGAAGAUGGCCGCUUUGUAUUGAUCCAUAAGGACAAGCUAAUAAAUGGAUUAAGAAGAUGGAAUAAGCUAGAAAAAUUGCUAUUAUUAAAUUAUCAGAUUCUGAUUUCUUAAGAUAAUUAGAAAAUGCUAUUUAAUUUGGAAAACCAGUUUUAUUAGAAAAUGUUCUUGAAGAAUUAGAUGCUUCUCUCACUCCUAUUCUCUUAAAAUAAGUAUUUACUAAAGGAAAUACAUCUUAUAUCAAAUUAGGAGAAAACACUAUUGAAUAUUCAAAUCAAUUCUAAUUUUAUAUAACUACUAAAUUGAGAAAUCCUCAUUAUCUUCCUGAAAUCUCUACUAAAGUAACUUUGUUGAACUUUAUGAUUACAUAUGAAGGAUUAAGUGAUCAAUUAUUGGGUAUUUUGGUGAAAAAAGAGAGACCUGAUCUAGAAAGAGAAAAGGAAAGACUUAUUAUGGAAGGAGCUAGCAAUAAAAAGUAAUUAGCUGAAAUUGAAUAAAAGAUAUUGGAAGUGUUAUCUGGAAAUAAAAAUAUUUUAACAGAUGAAACUGCAAUAGAGAUCUUAACAGCAUCUAAAUUAAAAUCAAAUGAAAUUAGUGAAAAAUAAAUUAUUGCUGAAUAGACCGAGAAAAAUAUCGAUUCAGCUAGAUAAGAAUACGUCUCUGUUGCAUAAUAAGCUUCUUGCUUAUUCUUUGUAAUUUCAGAUCUUAAUAAUAUUGAUCCAAUGUACCAAUAUUCUCUUGUUUAUUUUAUCGAUCUCUUCACUCAAUCAAUUGUAAAAUCAGAUAAAUCAGAUAAUAUAGGAAUAAGAUUAGAGAAUCUUAAAAACUAUUUCCUUCUUUCAUUGUAUAGAAACAUUUGUAGAUCAUUAUUUGAGAAAGAUAAACUAUUAUUUUCAUUCCUGUUGGCAACAAGAGUUAUGGAAUUCCGUAAAUAAUUAGAUUAAGAAUCUUUUAGAUUUUUAAUGACUGGAGGAUUGUCAUUAUAAGACAAAAUGCCAGAUUAACCAAAAACUGAUUGGGUAUUACCUAAAAAUUGGGGUGAAAUUACAAGAUUAAGUUUAUUGCCAUCAACUUAAGGAUUUCAUGAAUACUUCUAUAAGGAUGAAUAUUUAAAGGGAUUCAAAAGAAUAUAUGAUUCAUUAUAACCAUAAUCUGAAGAUUUACCUGGUGAAUUAUAAGUUAAAUACACAAAUCCAUUAAUUAAGUUAUGUGUUUUGAGAUGUAUAAGACCAGACAAAUUGAUUCCAGCUAUUUAAAUAUUUGUUCAUGGAUAUUUGGGAGAAGAAUUUAUUUUCCCACCAGCUUUCAACUUAGCUGAGAUAUAUGAAGAUAGUUCUUCAGUAACACCAUUAAUUUUUGUUUUAUCUCCUGGAUCAGAUCCAUUUGCUUCAUUAAGUGUUUUCGCAAAUUCGAAGAAUAAAUCAUUUGCAUAAAUUUCAUUGGGUUAAGGUUAAGGUCCAUUAGCAUAGAAAUUGAUAUCUGAAGGUGUAAUAAAUGGAAGUUGGGUUGUAUUAUAAAAUUGUCAUUUGGCAGUCUCUUGGAUGAAUACAUUAGAAAAGAUAUGUGAAGAAUUAUCACCAGAUCCAAAGUAAACUCAUCCUGAAUUCAGAUUAUGGUUAACUAGUUAUCCAAGUCCUUAAUUCCCUACUGCUAUUUUAUAAGCCGGUAUUAAGAUGACCAAUGAACCUCCAAAAGGAUUGAAAGCUAAUUUAUAAGGAUCCUAUUUAACUGAUCCUAUAUCAAAUGAUGAGUUCUUUACUGGAUGUAAUAAACCUGAAUGGUUCAAAAGAUUAUUAUUUGGUUUAUGCUUCUUCCAUGCUGUUAUUUAAGAGCGUCGAAAAUAUGGUCCUCUUGGAUGGAAUAUUCCUUAUGAAUUCAAUGAAUCUGAUUUACGUAUAUGUGUUAGGUAACUAAGAAUGUUCUUAGAUGAAAAUGAUUAUGUACCUUUUGAGGCUUUGAGAUAUUUAACUGCUGAAUGUAAUUAUGGUGGUAGAGUUACUGAUGAUAAGGAUAGAAAUCUUAUUAAAAUUCUACUUGAAGAUUAUUAUUGUCCUUAAGUUAUAGAUGAAAGCUAGAAUUAUAACUUUGGUUAUGAAGAAUAUAAUGCACCUCAUUAUGAAACAAGAGAAGAAUAUUUAGAACAUAUCAAAUAGCUUCCCCUUUUGACUCCACCUUAAAUAUUUGGUUUCCAUCCUAAUGCAGAUAUCACUAAAGAUAUGAAUGAAACAAAUCUUAUUUUAGAAUCAUUAUUAUUAUGUUCUGCUCAAGGUGGUAGUUCUAGUGGAUAAUCUUUUGAAUAAGUACUUGAAUAAUUAGUUAAAACUAUUAUGACGGAUUUCCCAGAAGAAUUUAAUUAUGAACAAGCUACUGAAAAAUAUCCAUUCAAUCCAAAAGAAUCCAUGAAUACUGUGCUCACAUAAGAAUUGACCAGAUUUAAUAAAUUGAUUAAUAUUAUUAGAAAAAGUAUGGAUGAUCUAAAAUUGGCACUUAUGGGUAAGAUCUUAAUGAGUCCAUAACUUGAAAGAGCUAGUAGAUAAUUAUUUGAUGGAAAAGUACCUGAUCUUUGGAUGGAAAAAUCUUAUCCAUCAUUAAAACCACUAGGAAGUUAUGUUAUUGAUUUGAAAGCAAGAUUGACCUUCUUCUAAAAAUGGCUAGAUAAUGGAAUUCCUUAUAAUUACUGGUUAUCUGGAUUUUUCUUUACCUAAAGUUAUCUUACUGGUGUUCUAUAAAAUUUUGCAAGAAAAUAUGUAAUUCCUAUUGAUGAAAUUAAAUUUGAAUAUAAAGUAAACCUAUAAUAUAAUUUUAGAUUAUGGAUUAAUCUAUAGAUGAGCAUAUUUAAUCAAGACCAGAUGAUGGUGCUUAUGUUUGGGGUUUAUACUUAGAAGGUGCUAAAUGGAAUUUCAAUAUUAUGGAGCUUGAUGAAUCAGAUCCAAAAGUAUAAUAUUAUUAAUAAAAUAGGUAUUAUUCACUAAAUGUCCAACUAUUUAAUUAUGUCCAAUGCAUAUUUCCUAAAUAAAUCCUCCUCCUACUUAUAAUUGUCCGCUUUACAAAACAAGUGCUAGAAGAGGAGUGUUGUCAACAACUGGUCAUUCUACUAACUUUGUGAUGUACGUAAGGCUGUAUACUUCUAAACCUGAGAGAUUCUGGGUUAAAAGAGGUGUUGCUUUACUUACACAAUUAGAUGAUUGA
Paramecium sonneborni is the source of this 13159-nucleotide messenger RNA. The record is from the annotation of a GenBank genome assembly. Lineage: Eukaryota; Ciliophora; Oligohymenophorea; Peniculida; Parameciidae.